Molecule: messenger RNA, 252 nt
Organism: Pieris macdunnoughi
Lineage: Eukaryota; Metazoa; Arthropoda; Insecta; Lepidoptera; Pieridae
Source: the annotation of a GenBank genome assembly
AUGAAUUUUUCGUAUGUUAUGGGUACGAAACGUGUGGCAGCAAAAUUCGUUCCAAAAUUGUUGAAUUUCGAACAAAAACAGUGGCGAAUGAAAGUUGCUCAGGAGUCGCUAAAUGAAGUUAAUAACGAUGCAGAACUACUAAAACGUGUUAUAACUGGUGACGAAAUAUGGGUUUACGGAUAUGAUGUCGAAACUAAGGCUCAAUCGUCCCAGGGGUGGCAAGUGGCUACAAGUUCAACGCCGAUUGCGUGA